Messenger RNA from Magallana angulata, 604 nucleotides. RefSeq lists its product as uncharacterized. The record is from RefSeq and is a predicted model, not a curated record. Bases 46 to 585 code for a protein of 179 amino acids. The transcript has 4 exons. NCBI's taxonomy places the organism in Eukaryota, Metazoa, Mollusca, Bivalvia, Ostreida, Ostreidae.
UAUAGGGGGUAACUAUAACCUUGAAAGUGAAAGUAGAGUGUCAACAUGAGCACGUCGGAAUCGGAGAAGAAUAACAACACAGAGAAAACAGAACAGAAUGUGCGCAGGGUUAAAACAGUUCUACCACAUCAUAUGGCAGGGGGUCCUCAAGGACUAGGUGACCCUGAAGACAGGACUCUACGAAUUGUGGAGGAAGACACGCUGGUUGGAAAUGUCAUGAGGGAGCGAGGUCGCAUCAUCUGUGAGAAAGAGCUGUUAGAUUUUAUGGUAUGUUCUGAUGAACAUUAUGUAUUGUUUCCAUGGAGAUGUAAGACGGAGAGCAGGAUAUACAACAAAUGUCUGACUGACUUGAACAGUGAUCCAAAAUUUCAAGAGGAAUGUAAGGAAAUCUAUCUUCAAAGGAGAAAGCACUACAGAUUGACAGGGAGAUAUGAUACUUACCAUGAGAAGAACGAAGCAAUGAAAGAGAAACUGGCCGAGAGGAAGAAAAUGAAAGAGGAACAAAGACAACAGAAGCUACAGGAAGCGCAGCUACACGCAGACACUAGUUUAUUAGGACGAUUUAGGAAUUUAUUUAAAUCUUGAAUAAAUUGAACUGUUUGUA